Molecule: messenger RNA, 1483 nt
Organism: Misgurnus anguillicaudatus (oriental weatherfish)
Lineage: Eukaryota; Metazoa; Chordata; Actinopteri; Cypriniformes; Cobitidae
Source: RefSeq, a predicted model, not a curated record
UGUUUUAUUUUGUGUGGUAAAAGUGUAGUAAAGUUUUUGGUGGUUUAACUGUUCUUUGAAAACGGUCGGUAUGGUUUAGGUUAUAACUAUAGUAAAACUAUGGUUAAUUUUCGUAAGGAUAUGAAAUAUGACAUGCGAGAAAUAGGCUGAGAUGUAUAUGCCUUGCUCUGAUAACAUCUGGUGCGCCUUAACCUUGCGCCUGGCGGGUUAGUGAACAAGUUAACCGAAUAUUACGUAAGUCGUAAAUAUGUUUUCACAUUAUAUGACACGAACAUGAUCUAACACGAACGGGACAUUCCUGUUGGUGAAUAUCACGUGAUUUUGAUAGAACAAAUCAAACUUUCAGACAAAAACUUGUGCUGUGUUGCCAGAUUUGGGGAGCUUUGAAUUUUAUUGUGGUUUGGGUGGGUGGACAAAAAUGUAAAAAAGUUCGUGCUAGAGAGCAUUGUCUUGCUGUGGGAGUUGACUACUGCCGUGUUUGUUGUUAUAGUGAUCGUGAUCAUUAAAAUACUGAACUAAUUCUUGAUCAAAUAUUUUGGGCGGGGAUUUCUUCUGUGGGUUUUGGACAGCUUUUAGGCUGAGAAUCAUCAGUUGUAUCUGGCAACCUUGCUCUACAGAAAAUCGUUAACACACACCACGAAACUUUGUCACAGCUCACUACUCAAGACAGUCUUAACAGCACAACAAAAUCCACAGAUUACCAAAACGACCACAGACUCCAACAUGAGGAUUCAAUGCAUCUUCAUUGCCUGUACCCUUGUCUUCGCCCUCAGCUGCUCACAGGCACAAAGUAACGCCCAACGUCCUAAUAAAUGCUGCUUUUCAUAUUCCAAUUUGAGAAUCCCAGUAAAGCUGAUUGUCGGUUACUAUACAACUCAUUUUGAAUGUCACAGGAGUGGAAUCAUUUUCAUCUUGAUAUCUGGAAAUGAGAUCUGUGCUGACCUGAACCAGAGAUGGGUUCAGAAACUGAAGAACUUGGUGGACGCUCGCGCCCUUGAAGAGAUGACAGAGGACGUAGACAGCAAAUAAGAAAAAAUAAAGUUUUCAGUAAUUUUUUUAUUCAUUUUUCUUUUAAAUAAAAAAAUCUAAAUUUACCACCAAAAAAAAAUGGUUAAUGAUUGCUGUAAAGAUUGUGAUUAUACAUUUAUAACCUUUGUUUUUUUAUUUUAACAUAACAAUACAAAAGCCAAUUUUUUAAAAACUUUUGACAACAACUGGUACUACUACUACCAAUAAAUAUGAAAUUCAAUCGUAAAAUACUUAUACUUAUAUGUUUUCCUUUAUGUAUGCUAUGUUAAACUUCGUUGUUUACAAAAGUGGGUGUGUUCUGCAUGUAUUUUACCUAGAAAAAAAUACAUUCCCACAUCUGAAGAGCUGACAAUGUUCAAGUGUGAAGUCUGGUACAGCCAAAAUUGGCAAAUUUCAAAAGACAAAACAUUAACUACUCUUUAUACAAUUAUGUGUGCGGAAAUCUACUUUUUUG